AUAAUUCAACAGCAACAGACCACGUGAUGCGUGAUAAGAUGUUUGUUAAUUAAAGCAGAAACAAAAAUAAAAGAUAAUAAUACUGUAUGAACCAGAGAAGAUCUAUAAAUAAUAUUGUUCACAGGUGGGGAACAAGACGAAGAUGCAACUAAACUUAUAUAAACAUCAUACGAAGGUCGAUGCACCAAUCAAAUACUGAUACGUGUCAACACAAGUGGCAGUUCACCAAUCCGCGCUCCAUUAAAAAUCGACGAAUCGAUGAGAGAGCGACUUUCUUCAUCUCGCGAUCCGACGAUCACCAUCGAUUCCGCCGUUGAGAAGGAAGGAGAGACACGGAGAGAAGUAGAAGAGCUGAGGAGAAAGCUUGCGAUUGAGAAGAAACGGAUGAAUCGUGUUAAGCUUUGCAAUUCGAUGGAGCUUCUUCUUCUCGUCGUUCUGGUUCUGUUGCUUUCCACGUUCGUCCUAGUCUUCUUUCUCCCAUCUCCUUGAUUGUAUCAUAUCAGCGUCUGUUGUGCUAGUUCCACUUCGAUCACAUUAUCAUCUUAUGUAGAAGGGAUCGUCAAUUCGUCAUCACCUUGAUUACAUAUUCUUUGCUUUAUUCUCAUGUCAACUGCUGAAUAUUCAACAAACGUUUGUGUUUUGGAAUCUUAACGAUUCAUUGAGAGAAGAUGGCUGUUGAUGUAGUCUCCUCCGUGGCUUCUCUUCCUUUUGAAGCAACUCAGAGAAUCCCAAAGCAGGCUUACAACUUUUUUAUUUGAAGGCCUGGACGUAGGCCCAUUAAGGCCUAAUGAAGCGAACAAACAUUAGGGUUUUCGAAGCAGGAAGCUGCUGGCCGUCUCUGUAUAUAUAUAAAUCAAAUGGUAUUCCAUCAUCUUGUACAAUCAGUCGCAAGCGUUUAUGCUCCAAUCAAUAUCUGUAGUUCUUUGAAUUAUUAAUUAGAUAUAGUUUUUUUUUUUUUCUGUUUGAUGGAAGGAAGAUUGCCUCUUCUUUCAGCAGCAAGUUCUGUUCUUGUUAGCUUUGUUCUGGAGGCAUAUAUCAAUUCGCCAUCACGAGAGGGAUUUUAUAAUUUUGCAGAGUUAUUCCUCUGUAUAAUAUUAUCCUUCUCUUUGGUACAUUCAUCUUCUUCUUCCAAAUAUUUAUAUCCAUCUGACUUGCUUUGAAAUGAUUCAUUUA
Messenger RNA from Brassica rapa (field mustard), 1173 nucleotides. RefSeq lists its product as uncharacterized. The record is from RefSeq and is a predicted model, not a curated record. Lineage: Eukaryota; Viridiplantae; Streptophyta; Magnoliopsida; Brassicales; Brassicaceae.